CAAGCCCCGCCCCCGCCCAGGUGUGGCCCUGCCCCCGCUGCACCUUCCUGAACCGAGGCCACGCCCCCACCUGCGAAAUGUGCGGCGCUGACCACGCCUCCUUUGAUGACGUCACUUCCGGAGCCUCCACUCCCACCCCCAGUGGUGUUUCUGCCACUUCCGGGUUCGGGAUGACCACUUCCGGUUAUGGAUCCGCCUCUUCCGGUGCGACUACAACAACUUCCGGUGCAGACAAAUCAACUUCCGGGUCUGCCCCUGCCUCUUCUGGUGCUGGGAAAGCGACUUCCGGGUCUGCUGAUGUAACUUCCGGUGUUGCAAACACCACUUCCGGUGUUGAAAAACCCUCCUCUGAUGUUGCUAAAGACACUUCCGGUAUUGGGAAGGCCACUUCCGGUGUCGGCCAUGACACUUCCGGUGUCGGCCAUGACACUUCCGGUGUCGGCCAUGACACUUCCGGUGUUGACAAUCCCACUGCGGGGGUGGGGAAUUCCACUUCCGGUUGUGCUGAGGUCACUUCCGGGGGUGGCCCCGCCCCUUCCCGUGAUGCUUUGCGGCAGAGGAAGCUGCUGGAGGACGGGCGCCGCCUGGUGGAGCUCGUGAGGGCCGCCGAAUCCCAGGGCCUCCCCCCGGAAUCCCUUGGCCCCGCCCCCUUUUCCCAGCUUCCGGAACCUUCCGGCCUCGCCCCCAGCCCCGAAUCCCAAAUCCGGCACUUCCGGAGCCGCCUCGGAGGGGUCCUCAAGGCCCUCCAGGGGGCGGAGCCCGAGGAGAAGGAGGGCGGGGCCUCCCUGGGGCCGUUCUCAUUGGCCGAAGCCGCCUGGGCGUGGCUGGAGGGGGAGGGGCAGCUCGACCGCGCCCGCCGCGCUCUGAUUGGUCGGAGGAAGCAGCAGGCCCUCGUCCGUCAGAUCCUGGCCACGUUGCCGGUGGCCAGCUGGGGCCGGGCGCUGCUGGUGGCCACGCUGGGCCGGGAGCUGGCCCUGGGCCGCCUGCAGGCUCCCAGUUCGGAGCCCUUACUGGUGGAACUGGUGGAGGCCGUGGGGUCCUGCCCGGACAGGGCUGCCCUGCGCAGGCGCCUGCGCUGCGAGUGCGCCGUCUGCGGCUGGGGGCUGCCCCGGCAGCGCAUGCAGUGGCUGCCGGGCUGCUCGUGCCCGCUGUGCCCCGAGUGCUUCCGGCUGCACUUCACGGUGGGGCUGCGGGAGAGGGGCGUGGGCGCCCUGGGCUGCCCCAGCUGCGGCCGGCCCGACCUGCGCGACGACGCCCAGCGCCUCUGGUACUGGUCCACGCUGGAGCCCGCGUGCUCGUUCGGGUUCAUCUUCGAGGCGGAGCGGGGCCCGGCGCAGUGCCCCCAGUGCCGCCAGUGCUGCUGCCCCCGCUGCCAGCUGCCG
Passer montanus (Eurasian tree sparrow) is the source of this 1382-nucleotide messenger RNA. RefSeq names its product ring finger protein 31 (gene RNF31). Gene Ontology annotation, cellular component: LUBAC complex. Gene Ontology annotation, molecular function: ubiquitin protein ligase activity; linear polyubiquitin binding; K48-linked polyubiquitin modification-dependent protein binding. The transcript has 5 exons. The annotation marks the transcript as partial. Gene Ontology annotation, biological process: protein linear polyubiquitination. The record is from RefSeq and is a predicted model, not a curated record. Lineage: Eukaryota; Metazoa; Chordata; Aves; Passeriformes; Passeridae.